This is a messenger RNA of Leishmania mexicana MHOM/GT/2001/U1103, 759 nucleotides long. RefSeq lists its product as hypothetical. The transcript has a single exon. Lineage: Eukaryota; Euglenozoa; Kinetoplastea; Trypanosomatida; Trypanosomatidae. The coding region runs from base 1 to 759 and encodes 252 amino acids. The record is from RefSeq and is a predicted model, not a curated record.
AUGAAGCGGAAAACUAACCCAGCAGAGCCGGUGCCGCUGCCUACCUGCACGGCAGUGGGGCCAGAGGACAUGGUGCUGGUCGCGUGCACGUCGGGCGAGACGUUCCUCGUGGAGCGUAACUGCGCCAUCGUUAGCGGCCACUGUCGUGACUUGUUGCAAGUCUGGGAAAGUGCCGUGCGCCGCGUCGUGUUGCAAAGUCGAAAUGAGGAGAGCACCAUGAGUGACGGCGCGACAGCGGAGAUCACCGUGGUGCCUUGCAUGGAAACAGACUCACACAGCCGAGACACUGGCAGCCUGCUUGCCACCGACCCCACCGUAAUAGCGUUCAUGCCGUUCACGGAUGCUGAUGAUGCCUCGCCUCUCGAAGCAAUUCGUCACAUCCCAGUCACUCUAGUCGCCGAGCACUACCAGAAGCGUCUGGGAGCGGUGGAGGCCAUCUCGCCAAGCAAGGCAGACCGUCCGCCGUCGAAGCCGGCGUCCAGCUAUGGCGACCGCAAGGGGGCGCCAGUCAUCGUCCCAAAGCCCAUCAGCCCGCUGGCGCCCAUGGAGAGCGCCGAUGGGACACUGAUGUACCCGGUCGUGGUGAUACCCUAUAUGACCCCCGAGCUCAUGGAGGCGGCGCUAUCGUACGCGCAUAGAAAGUACAGAAUCGACAUGGACGGCGAGAAGCCGGGAGCGGAGUCGACUGCGGCGGUCACCGUUGCCUCAGCAGAGGGCCGCUGGCGACUGAUAGCGGCCUCUGUGCUGACCGGCAUGUGA